UGCAAGGAAGUGUUCAAGUUUUGGUCCUCCAGUGCACAGUGGAGCUGAUACCAGUGAAAGCAAAAGUGAGACUUUAAGGCCCACAGUACAUACAUACAUAUAUGUAGAUGGUGGAUGCAUGUGUUUGAGGAGUGUGUUUAUUCAAGUGUUUGACGUUGGGUUGGCCAAGUGGAUUUCUAUUUUAGCGCCAAUGAAAGGCAGCGUGUGAAGGCCUGUUGUUGGGGCACUAGCUGUCGCCGUCGCCGUCGCCUCUGUGCUGUGGCAUUCAAUUCUAUUGCAGGCGUUGCAUGCUACUGGCGUUUAGGGAGUGCAACUUGUGCACGCUUUAAAAGGCGGCACGGAACAUUGAGACAUUUUGGUAAAGUGCUUAAAGGUUCUGCUCUGCCUCCUCGCCCUGGCAGCUCAAUGACAAGCGAUAGAUUGUGCAGACUAGUGCAUUGAGUGAUUGACAAACCAAAGACAGCAAGAAAGAGAGACUCUUGGCAAGUGCAAUCUGAUAUUUGGCCAACUUGUGUGCGGGCCGAAGGAAGCAGGCAGGCAGCUGGAUCAGGAAGUUACAGCCAUGUGGAGCAGGCAGCGUAUUCGGCAUAAGCCGCUUUGGGCCCUAAUAUCCUUGACCGUUUUGCUGCUGGUCUUCGAUAAAAGCAAUGCCAACACGGAGACCGAUGAGACCAUGAGCACAUCGGAGCCAGAUGCUUCUCCUGGCUGUCGGGCGCUGGAUGUGCGCUUCACGAUUGUCAAGCCGGAUGAGACCACGGAGCAGCCGUAUGUCAAGUUCGAGACGACUCAGGUAUACCUGCCCGAGGACUUCACCACCGCCGAUGUGGAGUUUGUCGACUCGGUGGCCCGCAAUCCCAGCGAGAACCACGCAGCCAUUGUGAAUCCCUACUCCCUGGACCUGGGCGAUGAGCCGCAUGUUGGAGAUGCGGCUGCCAGCCUGGUGGACGACGAAGACGAGCUGGAUGACGAGGAGGAGACGGGCACGGACACCGAGGAGGGGAAAAAGCGCACGAACAACAUCCGCAAGCAGGGAAAGAAGCCUCGCUCCGGCUCCGGGCGACGGCGCCGUAUUGAGAAUGACAAUGGACAGACGGGACGGGGCCGCGGCAGUCGAUACAAGCGGCAUGCCAUUCUCCAUGAUGCGGAUGCCUCGUCGGACACGGAUCGCUGGGCCGGCAGCAAGCUGGCCGCCGAGGGGGAUGUCUACUACGUGCACAUUGCCGACAUCCUGAAGAGCCGCGAGCCGAGUCGGGCGCUGCGCUCCAAGCUGCACAAGCUCAAGCAGAAGGCCAAGAUGCGGAAGUGCCUGGCGGAGGGCGACAAGGAGCAGUGCGCCAAGCUCAAGGCAAAGAAGAAGAACAGGCUGGAGCAACCCUCCCCCUCCAAGUCCAAGGCGGAGCAGAAGGUCGAACGGAAGGCGGAACAGCAGCAGCCAGAAGUGGAACGAAAGAAGGAAGAGCAGCAGCAGCAGCCGCUGGAGUUGGAAAUGGUCCAGCCAGAGACCACUGGCCAUCAUCGCCGACGCGGUGACAGUCACGAUGCAGAGCUCGACCAGCGUGACCUGAAUCCGCGUUGGCGCAGCCGUCGCAGCGUCGAUGCCAAGGGCGAUCUUGGCCAGCUGCAGCUGCAGGCGGCGGGGACGGCAGCGGAGCCGGAGGCAGAGGCGGAGGAUAACCAGUCCCAAUAUGGCUACGAGAAUCAGUCGAGCAGUGCAGCAGUGGCCCUGCAACGUGUAAAGCGCAAGUCGGGCAAGACCACGGGUGCACUGAGCCGUCCGAAAGGUGGUGGCGACUCCAGUUCCAAGACCACCAGUCGCAAGGACAAGGGCAUCUACGACGAGGAGGCCGGCUACUCGCCCGUCCAUCCCGACGACACCGAGUUCGACGAGGACGAGGAGGAGGAAGAGGAGGUGGACAUCCUGCAGCAGUUUACCGAGGUGUCCGAGAUCCGAUUCCCGGGCGAGAUUGGGCCCAUGGGCGAUCGUCGGCUCUGCAAGAUACGCUGCGUCAAGGGCAAGUGGGUGGGACCGCUGUGCGCCACCAACGAGGAGGAUGAUAACGGGUAUGUGAAGUUUCAGCCCCUCUACAAGAGCUGCCACGUGAACCGGAUACCGUCGCAUCUGCUGCUCAGCUAUCGGAACAUCUCAGUGAACGUUGGCUGGGAUCUGCCGCAUGGACACUCGCUGCAGGCCCGCUGCCAGGAACUGGGCAUAUACAAGCUGCUCGGGGAGUCGCGGGUCCUCUGCUCCAACGGGCUGUGGGCCCCCCGUAUGCCCAGCUGCGUCCCCACCACCGUGCUGACCAACUACUCGGAAGACAGUGCCCCGUCCAUCCGCAUCAAGAUCUUCAAUGGCUCCCACUCGUUCGAGCCCUCCGGCGUGAUGGCUGUUCCACCACACAGUGUUGUUCUGAUGGACUGCAUGUAUCCCCGGGUGCGGGGAACCCCCGAGUGGAGCUGGACCAGCUGGUACAUGCAGUACUCGACAUGCUGGUCGCCGGCGCAGGAGGAGAAGGCAGUACGCUACCGGCUGAGCAUCAAGAAUAUCGAGAACAACGACUCCGGUACCUUCACCUGCACGUCGCCGCGCGGACUGACGAACAGCAUUGCCGUCGUGGUGGCCACUUCCACGUGCCCGCAGCUGACAGAGCCGCUGGCGCCGCUCAAGCUGCGACUGGAGGGCAACAAGCUCGGCCAGCGAGCACUUUACGAAUGCCCCGAGGGCUUCCGGCUGGAUGGAGCCUGGAAUGCCACCUGCCUGGCCUCCGGCAAUUGGUCAUCGCCGCCGCCAACAUGCCACUCCAUCCAAUGUCCGCGCCUCGAACUCGACGAUCCCCAUCUCAGUCUCAUUGAACUCAACACCUCGGCUUGGGGGCGCGCGGUGUUCAAAUGCCAGUGGGGUUUCAAGUUGACCGGACCGGCGCAGCUGGACUGUGAGCCGACGGGCGUCUGGAGUGGCCCCGUUCCGCGUUGCAAAGUCAUCCAGUGCGUGAUGCCAGUGGCGCCGCUCAACGGACGCAUCGGUGGCACCAGCCUCAGUCAGCGGCGGCUGACCGUGGGCGCUCUGGUCACAUUCAGCUGCAACGAUGGGGACACCCUGGUGGGCGAGUCGAGCAUCAUUUGCACGGAGAACGGAUUCUGGUCGCACUCGCCGCCAUUUUGCAAGUCGCAGUGUCCGUAUCCCGGCGAUCCGCCCAACGGUCUGAUAGCUCCGCUAAAAUUCAAUUACGAUGCGGGCGACUAUCUGAGCGUCCAGUGCCGCCCCGGCUUUGUCCAGACCAACGAGGACCACCGGAACACGGGGCCGCCGGAGCGGCCGAAGUGUCAGCCCGAUGGCAAUUGGUCAGGCCCGCUCCCAAAAUGCCGCAGCUACGAGGAGGUGUAAAGAUAGAGCAUCCGACGCCAUUUUAUUGACACUCUUGGAUCGAGUUGGCAGACCUAAUUUAGUAUUAUGAACACCCAUCCAACGUGAAUUGAAUAAUGAGAAUGUGCUAGAAAAAUUCCAAAUUCAAACAACAUGAAGAAAAACCAGAACGAUAA
This is a messenger RNA of Drosophila miranda, 3537 nucleotides long. Its product is annotated as locomotion-related protein Hikaru genki-like. Lineage: Eukaryota; Metazoa; Arthropoda; Insecta; Diptera; Drosophilidae. The record is from RefSeq and is a predicted model, not a curated record. The transcript is spliced from 8 exons. The coding region runs from base 563 to 3382 and encodes 939 amino acids.